This is a messenger RNA of Bufo gargarizans (Asiatic toad), 2843 nucleotides long. It is a transcript of the gene MISP, whose product is annotated as mitotic spindle positioning. The coding region runs from base 191 to 2548 and encodes 785 amino acids. The transcript is spliced from 6 exons. NCBI's taxonomy places the organism in Eukaryota, Metazoa, Chordata, Amphibia, Anura, Bufonidae. The record is from RefSeq and is a predicted model, not a curated record.
UGACUAUUGUCCUGUGUCGCUCCUGGUCACUGGGUGCCAACGGGCAGCAUACUAUUGACAGACCCUGAAUUAUCUGCUGGAAAUGGGCAGAAGCGAGAAGAUGCAUGACCUUCGGGAUGGAUGUGUGCAGGACUGACAAGACACCUUCUGGAGAGAGCUGAUCCUUCAGAUACCCCCGACAACCUUGAAGAUGUUUAGAUACCCUUCUCCAUGGCAGGUGCUAUGCAGCAAUUUAGAAAGAAGGGAACAGGUGCCAGAAAAUACAGAAAAUGGAAGCCCAAAGGUAUUCAUUUUAGAAAAAGAGAACAUAAUUGAGCAGUAUGUUACAGACUCCAAGCCAUUUGACAUAGAAAUCUCAACAGAAUAUGAGAUUGUUAGUUCAUCUGAAACUCUAGCACUUCGGUCAGAUGUAACAAAGAGAAGCAAUAUCUUAGAAUGUGAACCAGAGAUAACGGCAAAAAAUUAUCCAACGUUGCAAGUAACAAGUAUAUAUACAGAUAGUGACAAAAUAUAUGUUGCUAAAGAGCAGGAGGAAAAUAUAACUGACUCACAGACCAACACUGAUGCCUCAGUAUCAACCAUGGAUAGAAUAACCAGGAGAAUGUUCUCUUCUUUUUCGUCUAACCAACGUAUUAAUGGUUCUCAGCAAGAUUUGACUAAUUCUUCUGAGGAAACCCAAGCAACACACGAGAUUGAUGCAAAAAAGGAGAUAUGGUAUUCUUCACCUUCACCUGAUCGUCGCCUAAAAGUAUUAAGGGGGGGGGAACGUUUUGAGAUACGGUCACAUCUUCCCGAAACAAGUCCAACAAAGUUAUUUGUAGAUAGUGAUGAAGAUGCUGAUGAGGAGGAAUUCAAACCCCGAUCUCGUGACCUUAUUCCAGAAAAGGUACUUGCACUUGAGAAGGACCGUAGAGAUAUAAUUAAAAAACAAGGUCAGCGUAAAAGUUUGGACACAGAAGAAGUGAUCAAUAUAAGCAACAAAAAUAUGUUAAACUCCGAUGUAGAUUUCACUGGAAGAGAAGGUGAAGAGAACAAGCCAAAUAUACACAUAGAACAGAUUAAUUUUGAAUCUGCAAGACAGCAAUUUAUAAAGUUGGAGAAACAGAGGAAUAGUCUUCCCAUAAUGCCCCGUCCUCAGCCAAGGCAAUCUUGGGUAAAUACACGCUCUCUACGUGAAAAUUAUGAGGUAACAAAAGUGAAGGAAGACCAGGAAGGUAAGACACAGAAAGAAGAAUAUAUUGUAAACCCAGAAAUUACUGGAAAAGAUGUGAGCUCAAGUAUUCUACAUGAACAGUUCCUAAAAACUCUGUCUUUGGACUCUGUGGAUAAUGGAGAACAGGAGAUUCAUGAAGAAAAAGAGAGCAUUCCCAACCCCAGUGAUGAAACACCUAUAGAAAGGGAAAUUCGCCUAGCACUGGAGAGAGAGGAAAGUUUGAGGAAAGAAAGAGGAAUUUUAAGUUUUGGGGAAACAAAUGAGAUCAUAGAAAUUUCCAAAAAUCCUGUGCUUGCUGAUUUGUCAGACAUUCCCCUUUCCAAAAAGAGCAAAAACAGAGCUCACACCUCUUUAUUCAUUCAAAGGGAGAUCGAAAAAGAGGUCCAGAGAGAGGCUGAUUUAAAAAGUGAAGGCAGAGUGGCAGGACUUUAUGAUAAAGGUAAUUCCCAGGAACUAGAUGAGCGCAGAAGGUUGUUUGAGCAGCCAGAUGAAAUUCCUGUUCAGCCACAGCAUGGGAUAAGCAACAAAAUAACAAAAGUGACGGAGGCAGAUUUAGAAACUGAUAAUGACUCAAAGAACUGGUCAAGUUUAGAUUCUCCUCAACCCUACAGUGUACGAAUGAAGUGGAAGCCAUCACCAUUCAAUGCCUACAGAAACAGGAGGCUCAGUGCAGACAACAUUUUAGAUGUAAAGACUCCUCUAGAAAGAUCUUCAGAACAGGAAUCUUCAGGGGAAACUUUUGUAUUGCGCAAAGAGAAUUUCCAGGUUCAGCCUUUGAAAUUCACCUUACCUCUUCAAGACAAUGAUGUAGAGAUUGAUAGGGACCAUAAGGUAGGCCAUGGAGAGAGGUACAAUAAAAUGCUAAGACCUUCACUUUCCAACAUCAUUGAGCAAGAAAUCCAGCAAGCAUUAGAAAGGGAUCGGGAGCUACAAGAAGAGAGAGAAAAAAGUGGACUUCUUCCAUUAAAAAUAGAAACUGAUAAUGAGUUAAAUACCCCACACAAUGGAUAUGACACACAUGAUGGGACUUCAUCAUUAACCUCAAAUGUUUCAAACACAUCUUCUUCUGCACCUUGGAAAGGUACCCUGGGCAAUAAAACCCCAUCCUAUGAUAGUUCCAUAGUGCCGAUUUUUAGAACACACAGAAACCCGAACUUUGAAGCUUCUGAGUCAAGUGGAGACAGGCUAAAAAGACAAGAAAACCGGUAUGCAGGCAUUGAUCAGAGUGAUGCUGUCAACACUGAGAUUGUGGAAUCCACCCGUGUAGUUCGGCACAAAAAUACAAUGGCUCUACGGUGGGAAGCUGGUCUAUAUGUAAACGAGCAAGGCGAUUAGAUCUCUGUCAUUUUGCAAUCUGUAUCCUAUUUAGCGAAUGUAUGUUUUUUAUGAGUUCCAGGCAGGCUGACAUAUUGCUCUACUGUGGCCCUAGGAAGUCAGGACCCUGUAUUUUUCACUUUCAUUGACUAGGUGAUACAAUUGUUUGUGUUGUUAUAAUACGUGAUAAAUUGAAUUAAAGGGGUUUUCCAGGAUUUUAAUAUUGGUGAAACUAUACACUUGAAUAGGACGGAGCGUCCCAUAGAAGCGAAUGAGAUGGCUUGUAAUUACACCUGUACUCCGCUGCUAUGUCGAC